This is a messenger RNA of Aspergillus fischeri NRRL 181, 1119 nucleotides long. Its product is annotated as GAG-pre-integrase domain-containing protein. The record is from RefSeq and is a predicted model, not a curated record. The transcript has 2 exons. NCBI's taxonomy places the organism in Eukaryota, Fungi, Ascomycota, Eurotiomycetes, Eurotiales, Aspergillaceae. The coding region runs from base 1 to 1119 and encodes 372 amino acids.
AUGUUCAUCAGCGAUUUUGAAGGCGCAGACGAGAUAGAAGAGAUGGACGACAACGAUAGGCAUAACCCAAGCCAGAGGCUUGCAGUUAUGACCAUUGAGGAUGAUGAGCACAAGGGUUUCUUGACGGAACUCGGAGAAGUCGAUGGGAUUAGAAUGAUAUCCAUUCUCAAUGACCAGUCAGCAUAUCACUUCUUCACUAAAGGCGACAUUUUUCAGCAGCGACAAGCUGAUAGACAGGCCAUGGAAGUGUUCACACUCGACAACCGGUAUUCAUCCGACACUUUCCAAGGUAUCAUGCCAGACACUGGAGCCUCUGGGGUUUCGUCCGCUGGUGAAUUCAGGGCAUUAUGCAAGCUGGACCCUAAAGUCAGACUCAAUACCUCCAGGGCUGGGGAACAAAAGAUCAAAUUUGGAGACGGGGAUCCAAAACCCUCCUUGGGGACAGCCGAUGUUGAUACCCCAAUUGGCACCAUUACCUUUCAUAUCCUCCCCACGAACACACCAUUUCUCUUCUGCCUCAAGGACAUGAAUGCUAUGGGAGUGGAGCUCCGAAACAAGAAAAACGUGCUCGAGCGAGGAGACAAGAGAGUACCCAUCGUACGCAAGUGGGAACACCCAUGGAUGUUGCUGCACAACCUGGAGGAGACAGCAGCAUGGAGCCACCACACCGAAACGGAACUACGACAACUCCACCGACGUUUCGGACACCCAUCAGUACGGAGAUUGACCCGAAUCCUUCAACGCGCCGGGCACGAGGUAAAUUCGCAGUGCAUUGACUACCUCACGAAAUUCUGCCACCAUUGCCAGAUGAAGGGCAAGUCCCCAGGACGAUUCAAAUUUACCCUGAAAGAUGACUAUGAGUUCAACUACUCGGUCAUCAUCGACAUUUCGUACCUCGAAGGGAAACCCGCUCUGCAAGUCAUUGAUACAGCCACAUUAUUUGGAGCUGCGAGAUUCCUGAAGGAUAUGUCUGCACGCAAUGCAUGGGACACACUUCGGAAGAACUUCACAUCUGCAGAGUUUAAGCAGCUCGCAUCAUCAAUGUCAAUUAAGGUCAAGGAGGUUCCUGUAGAGUCUCACAAUAGUGUGGGGAAGGUGGAACGAUACCAUGCGCCGUGA